CUGCGCGGUGGCUGCGCUGUUCCACGGCGGCUGCGCGGUGUCCCGGCGGCGGCGAUGAAGGUGGCGGUGGCCGGGUGCUGCCAUGGCGCGCUGGACAAGAUGUACGAGACGCUGGAGCUGCUUCAGCGGCGCCACAACGUGCGGCCCGAGCUGCUGCUCUGCUGCGGGGACUUCCAGGCCGUGCGCAAUGAGGCGGAUCUGCGCUGCAUGGCCGUGCCCGCCAAGUACCGCCACAUGCAGACCUUCUACCGGUACUACUCUGGCGAGAAAAAGGCCCCAGUCCUCACGGUGUUCAUUGGUGGGAACCAUGAGGCGUCCAACCACCUGCAGGAGCUACCCUACGGCGGGUGGGUGGCUCCCAACAUCUACUACCUCGGUUACGCAGGCGUGGUGCGGUUCCGUGGUGUGAGAAUUGGCGGUAUCUCGGGCAUCUUCAAGUCUCAUGACUACCGUAAAGGCCACUUUGAGUGUCCACCAUACAACCAGCAAACAAUUAGAAGCGCUUACCACGUGAGGAAUAUCGAAGUCUUCAAACUCAAGCAGUUAAAGCACCCAAUUGAUAUAUUUAUGUCACACGACUGGCCAAGGAGCAUAUAUCACUACGGAAACAAGAAACAGCUUCUUAAAAUGAAAUCCUUCUUCCGUCAAGAAGUGGAGAGCAACACGUUAGGAAGUCCUGCUGCCUCAGAGCUUCUGCAGCACCUGAAACCCACCUACUGGUUCUCAGCACAUCUUCAUGUUAAAUUUGCAGCUUUCAUGCAACACCAGGCAAACUCUGAAGAAGAGCUACCAAAAGCAACAAAGUUUUUGGCUCUGGAUAAAUGUCUGCCGCACAGAGACUUUCUGCAGAUAAUAGAUGUAGAGCAUGAUCCCAGUGCAAGUGACUCGCUGGAGUACGAUGCUGAGUGGAUUGCAGUCCUGAAGGCCACCAACAGCCUUCUUAAUGUGACUCCCAGCUCAUGGAAUAUGCCUGAAAAGAAUGGCCUCCACGCAAAGUGGGACUACAGCGUGACAGAAGAAGCCAUCAAAGAGGUGCUAGAAGAGCUGAAUCAUGACCUCAAAAUCCCUUGUAACUUCACAUUGACAGCUCCUUGUUAUGAUCCCAGCAAGCCCCAGAAAAACAUGGAGCCGGUUCAUACCAUCAAUCCACAGACCACUGAGUUCUGUGCCCAGUUUGGCCUCACUGAUAUCAAUGACAGGAUCCAGCAAGCUAAAGAGGAGGGCUCCGGACGCGGUGAAUAUGAAGAGGAGGAGGAAGAGAUGGACAGUACUGGGUCAGCAGAGGAACCCAGUGAUUAUAAUACAGAUAAUUCCGGACUUUCAUCCAUUAAUCCAGAUGAAAUAAUGCUGGAUGACGAAGGUGGUGAUGAAGAUUUGAGCACGUGUUCUGUCGAUCCUUCUCCUGAUCAUCCUCCUGACUUUUCUGCAAGUUUCUCUGACAUCCGCAUCAUGCCAGAUUCCAUGGCGGUAUCUUCUGAUGAUGCUAUGGAUUCCACUAACGAGGAACCAGAGAAAUCUGGUGUUGGUAAGCUGUUAGAAGAGAAGAGCUUAAGUGAGAGACCAUUAAAGCGCAUUGGUGGCAAUGAAAAUGGAAACAGUGGCGGUAAAAAGAUUAAGAGACGGAAUCAAGCCAUCUAUGCUGCAGAGGAUGAAGAUAAAACAGAGUAAUGCUUCCUAUGAUGUAUAAAUAAGUUGUCACUGUACCUUUUUAAGGGAAGGUGGUAAGAACUGUGGUGGACUACUCAUGCUUUUAAUGUUACUUGAUCUUACUCCUGUUACUUUCUUGAGCUGAAGAGGCUGCAUGUACCUCUGGCAGGCAAGAAGAUAUAUCCAGAUUAAACAUCGAAGUCAGAAGCAGACUUUUCCAACAAAGUACUUUGUCAAAAGAUUUAAUGUUCCUGUAUAAUCAGUUCUUUUUGCUUCAGUUCUCAGUUAUUAGUGUAUACUACACAUCUUCAGCUGUACGGGAUUCACCACGCUCGUUUAAUAAGAACAAGGCUCUUAAACUGUAUAUCAAGUCGAAGUGAGACAUGUCUGACCUACAAGACUAAAUGAUUUGAUUUUAUUGCUUUUGUCUUGUUUUAUACUGAACUUUUAAUACAAAGUAGCGUAUGUAAUAACUCCAUGGAUUAAAUUUGAAAAUGGAAUUCCCAUGAUAACAAAACAGCAAUAGGAAAGUGAAGAUUUUUGUUUCUGGUGAUAUUCAUGCCACAGAAAAACUUUGUGGUCAUAAACAAAUUAAUGUGUAUUGUAUAGUACUGGCUUUUAAUUACAGUUUUGAUAGGGAACAAAAUCUCUUAAUUUGAAGCAUGAUGGUUUUAUAGGGAACACGGGAGAGUGCAUCUCUGUUCUUAAAAACUCACACGUGUGCUGUUUCUUAAAAACAGAAUCAUGUCUUAAAAUCAAAAUGCAAGUAGUUGGGAUGAGCAGCUUCUUAAAUGUGGGCAUAAUCACUGUCUCAGUUCUUACUAGUUAAGGCUGUGUUGUAUUUUCAUAUAAGGUCGUUGAUGUUUAUAAGUCGCUUGAGACAAUAACGUUUCAUCUUCUGCCUCUUUUUAGUGAUGUGCAACUUUAGUAGUGCUGUAUUCUUACGGCUAGGUUUUGUAAUCUUCCAAAGGAGCUUCAUAAACUUCAGCUGAGGGAGAGCAGGAGCUACCGGAAUAGACACCCUCGGGGAAGUUGGAAGUUUCCCUUUUUGCUCUCCUGAAGUUUGCUCCUUUGGCCUAAAAGGCUGUGUGAGGAUAACAGAACUUGGUGAAUUCAUGGGAAUGACAAUGUUUCAUGCAUGCGCCUCUAGACUCAUUGCUCUUCCUGUCAAAUUCUGCUGGUGUUGUGUGCUGAGUGUUGGGAGUCCAGGCAGAGCGGGGCUUCCUGGUAACUGUGCAGAAGUAGCUCCUGUGUGCUUUUACUCAUCUAAGGCAGAGGCACUGUAGAGAGAAAGUGCCCUGGCAGGAAGGCGGAACUGGACAGAGAGCCUUGACUGAAAUGGAUCGGUGAAUAUGAGUUAUGGAGCAGGGAAACACCUCAAGGUCAAGAGAAGACUUCUGUCUUCAAAAUCACUUCCACAUUCUGGAUUCAUCUUGGUUCCUCUCCUGUCAGCAGUUCCCUAUGAAAAUUAACGUGUUAAGUUUUCAAGGGCUAGAAAAUGGCAAAGUUAAGGCUCUCCACAGUUCUGACUAACAGCUUUGUACUGGCGGGUUGAUGCUGGUAACAUCAGGGUUUUUUUUCAAAGAGGAUACUAUCCCAUUUGCUAAAUGAUUAGUAGGGCCCUGUUAAUACUCCUCCUUUGUCUCUGUGCUGCUCAUCUGUUGGAGCACACCAAAAAGAACUGCGGUAAGAUGUGAUGGAAAACUGGAAGUGUUUGGUGUAACCCUCAGGUUAUCUGAAGUAGCUGUGAGAUAUCAGCUAGAUCACUGAAAGUGGCUGAGUAUCUUCAAGGGUCCUGGGCCUGUAGUGCUGAAAUCUUAAUCAUGCCUGACGAUCUGAAAACUGUAAUGAAAAUGAAGUAUUUUAAGUAUAAGCUGUGCUAGGAACUCAAAAAGUCCCUCAAGAAAUCAGAGCGUGGUAUUCAGCUGUCAGAUUCUUUGUGAGAUGGAGUGGAAGAUGUAGGUUACAUAUAGUAGCCUUUUUAGUCUGAUUUCCUAUGUUUUUAAAGCAAACUCUUGUGUUGUGUGUUGCGCCGCAUCCCCUGGUGAAAUUAUCCCUGAUGAAAUGUGUUUUGAUUUCUAAGGAAGCAGAAGAUGUUGGCAAAAUACAAUACUGAUUUUUGAACCUUUAAAGAUUUAUUUUUUAUAGAGUAUUUCAGCCUCUGUUGAGCAAAGCACAGCUCAUAAAUACAGUUAACAUACAAUGGUUUUAUGUAUGAAUCGUGUCUGAUCUGUGUGGAAUUCCUGCGCCUUUUCUUGCAGCUGCUUGCACCCUCUUUGCAGUUUGAAAUGUCCGCUACUGUGCUCUCAUCCAUCCCCCUUGUCAGCAAGAGCCUCUGCUGCGUGUAGAAUUCAACUGAAAUCUGGACUACGGAAGUUGGAACUGGAUGAUCUUUAAGGUCCCUUCCAACCCAAACUCUUCUAUGAUUCUAUGACUUGAAGCUUCUGCGAUAAAGACCCAAUACUCCAAAAAGUACAGAAAGUACUAGGGAGGGCUAACAAAGUUUCAUCAGCUUUUUAACACCCAGAGCCUUCAGUCCUCUUUCUUUAGAAGCUUUAGAGCCUUUUUGAAAGCUUCUGACUUUAAAUUUUGGUGGCAAAUAUUUGAAAGAUCUUUUAUAUAUUGCAGAUAUUUUAGUAUAUAUUAUUUUUUAGUCUAAAAAUGGUUUUGCUGUUACCUAUAAAAUGCUUGAGAAAUGUGUUCCCACAUCUCACUCCAGGCCAGCACAUGGUUGUUUUUAUUCAAAGCAUGUUCUGAAUCCUCUCACAGAAGGACAAAGGGGUAGAGCUUUCAUUUAAAAAGCAAAAAUUCCACUUAUGAAAAAAGUCAACUUUUUGUUGACUAUUAAAGUCAAUCCAUGACAGCAUCACAAAGGAUGUUUAUUGUGCUCCCGUUUACCUCUGCGAGCUGGGGCAGCUGGCAAACCAGUGUUUACCUCGCAAUAACAAAAAUUAAGACGUGAACUGGCCCAUGAUGUUUUUGCUGUCCUGCCAUUUCAUUCUGUCUUCAGGAGCAGAAAUUGGUAUCUCAACACC
Molecule: messenger RNA, 4682 nt
Organism: Cuculus canorus (common cuckoo)
Lineage: Eukaryota; Metazoa; Chordata; Aves; Cuculiformes; Cuculidae
Gene: DBR1
Product: debranching RNA lariats 1
Exons: 8
Coding region: 55-1668 (537 amino acids)
Biological process (GO): mRNA splicing, via spliceosome
Cellular component (GO): nucleus
Molecular function (GO): RNA lariat debranching enzyme activity
Source: RefSeq, a predicted model, not a curated record